Molecule: messenger RNA, 1085 nt
Organism: Erythranthe guttata (spotted monkey flower)
Lineage: Eukaryota; Viridiplantae; Streptophyta; Magnoliopsida; Lamiales; Phrymaceae
Gene: LHCA5
Product: photosystem I light harvesting complex protein 5
Biological process (GO): photosynthesis, light harvesting
Cellular component (GO): membrane
Source: RefSeq, a predicted model, not a curated record
AACUAGAAAUGGAAGGCUGUGAAGGAAAGGGAUAAGUGGGGCCCAUGCUAUCAUGAAUGAUGAAUCUAACUGAAAACCUUGGUUUUGAAUCCUCUUCUUCCCCCAAAGUGGCAAGAAGCAGCUUCCAAAUUGUUGCUCAUUCUAACUCCUCUCUCUUCCCUCAAAACAACAUUAACAAAACAACAACAUUUGGCAAAUCACUGAACAACAAUAAUUGGCUAUCGAAAAAGGCUUCUCGCGUGACGGUUCGAGCUCAGGAUCGGCCCACGUGGCUUCCUGGCCUCGACCCCCCGUCUUAUCUCAAUGGAACACUUGCUGGAGAUUUCGGAUUCGAUCCACUUGGACUUGGUGAGGAUCCGGAAAGUUUGAAGUGGUACGUACAAGCGGAGCUAGUUCAUGCUCGUUUCGCAAUGGCCGGAGUUGCCGGUAUUCUUUUCACCGAUCUAUUACGUGUGACUGGAAUAAGCGAUUUGCCGGUGUGGUACGAAGCCGGCGCCACCAAAUUCGAUUUCGCUAACACCACUACUCUAUUCAUUGUUCAACUACUCUUGAUGGGUUUUGUAGAAACAAAAAGAUACAUGGAUUUCAAGAAUCCAGGAUCUCAAGCCAAGAAUGGAUCCUUCUUCUUUGGUUUAGAAGCUUCACUUGAAGGGCUUGAACCUGGGUACCCUGGUGGACCUUUGCUGAAUCCUCUUGGACUAGCUAAAGAUAUAAAGAAUGCUCAUGAAUUGAAGCUGAAAGAGAUUAAAAAUGGAAGAUUAGCAAUGAUGGCUAUGGUUGGUUUCUUUGUCCAAGCUAAUGUGACACAUGUGGGCCCAAUUGAGAAUCUGAUAAAGCAUCUCUCUAAUCCAUGGCAUACAACAAUCAUUCAAACAAUGGUUCAAUCCAGUUCUUAAUCAUUCAUUCAUUCAGUAAAUACUUGUGAAAUGUAACUUCUUUUUAUUUGUUUUGGGCAAAUUACGGCCAUCCUUUGGGUUAUGGUCAAAUUACGAAAACCCAUCUUCUGCUUGGUAAUUAUAGGCACCCCUCAACUAUGUAUUAUCUUAUGAAUAAAAUCAUCCACAGGUAAAUUUAGGGAUGUUAAA